Messenger RNA from Oreochromis aureus, 10567 nucleotides. RefSeq names its product dynein heavy chain 5, axonemal-like. Gene Ontology annotation, biological process: microtubule-based movement. The record is from RefSeq and is a predicted model, not a curated record. Gene Ontology annotation, cellular component: dynein complex. Gene Ontology annotation, molecular function: minus-end-directed microtubule motor activity; dynein light intermediate chain binding; dynein intermediate chain binding. NCBI's taxonomy places the organism in Eukaryota, Metazoa, Chordata, Actinopteri, Cichliformes, Cichlidae.
UUAAGAGAAGUCAGUGUGUUCAGUAACAACACAACAACAGUGUGUGUUUAGUUCAGACAGCGUGUGUUUCUGUCUAAUUAUGUCUUAGAUGAUGAUCAGAAAUAACUCAGUGGUUGCAGAUGCUUCAGCUUACCUCGCUCUUCCAGCUGUUACGAGUUGUGGUUCAGUCCUGAGGAAGCUCUGUGUGUCUCAGUUUGACAGGGACUAUGCAGACUUCCAGCUCCAGGUUCAGAGUGUGUUCCAGUGUCUUCGGUCUCUGCUGGACGUCUGGUUCAGCCGGUCUGUCUCUACGCAGAGAUUGCUGGAACUAUUGGCCAUGUUUGAGUCGGGUCCGCUGGCUCGCUUGGACCUGAGGCAGUACUACCUGCUGCUGCUGCAGCGCUACAGCCGAGAUCUGGAGCUGCUGAGGAAGACCUACCAGAAACACAAGGACCGGCCGCCCAUCGGACGCAACCUGCCGCCGGUGUCAGGCAGGGUCCUUUGGAGCCGGCAGCUCUUCAGGAAGGUUGAAGCUCCGAUGUUGAUCCUGAAGAAGAAGCUUGACUUCCUGAAGGGAUCAGAGAUGACUAAAGUCAUCCGGAGCUACAACCAGCUGGCUGUGGUGUUGCUGCAGUACGAGGUGCUGCACCUGCAGGGGUGGAGUCAGGCUGCAGAGAGCACGCCACGCUGCCUGAGCGCCGCCCUGCUGGUCCGACAUGAAGACAGCAAGGAGGUCUCGGUGAACCUGGACCCUGUGGUGCUGGAGGUGCUGCAGGAAGCUCGGUGGAUGACCAAACUGGGCGUGAACGUGCCAAAGGUCAUCCAGAAGAUGACCUCCAGAGAAUCAGAGCUCAGAGAUUUGUACAGCCGGCUGCUGGAGAUGCUCCAGGACUACAGCUCUGUGGUGGGCAGGGUCCCGCCUCUCCUCCUCCCCCUCAUGCAGCCCUUCAUUGGCCGUGUGGAGGCAGCUCUCUCCCCUGGGCUCACCUCACUGUCCUGGACUGCUCUCAGCACUGAGCGGUUCCUGCAGAAUGUGUAUGUGGCUCUCAAAGACCUGGACCUGGUGGCCAAAAUGGCGACAGACCUGUUGGACUGUCGCAUCGGCCGGCUGCUUCGGGCCAUGUCGUCCUGCCGUCUGCUGGUCCUUCCUGAAGACUCGUCUGUGUCGGCGCAGGACCUCCUGCUACAGACAGGAAGCUUGGUCCAAGCUGCUGCUGUCACACUGAGCUGGCAGAGUCAGCAGGUGGAGAGGUACGUGUACGAACUGAUCGAGGAGCUGAAGAGGAAGAUGAAGACUGUGGAGACUGUUAAUCUCCAGACUCGCUGUCUGUCGUGUCUCCCUUGUCGUUUCUACAACCUGAUUGGUCAGCUCUGUUACCGCAGCACUGAAGCUCUGGUCAAAGCCACCAGAUCCUCCCUGGAGGCCCUGAGGAGCAGACUUCAUGUCCCCAAACAACAGCCACACUUUUCCUCCUCCUUGGUGUCUUCCUCCAGUAGUGCCCAGUCAGCUCCUCCUCCACCUCUCCUCACAACCUCCAUCCACCUUGCAAUCCCCAACAUGGUCCUCAGACCCAGUCUGGAUGACAUUCAGUCUGUGGUGAAUAAGCUGGUGGGCGUCGUGCUGUCUGUGACCAAAGACAUCCCUCUGUGGACUUACUCUCACCUGCAGUACAAACAGCAGCAGGUGGAGCAGGCGGCGGGUCUUAGUGGAGGAGAGGACGUGGCAGUGAAGCCAGUGGUGCUGCGAGCGCUGGACAGACAGCUGGCUGAACACAAAGACAUCAGCAGUCAGCCCAUCAGUGCAUGUUCUGAUGAUGAUGACGACGAUGAUGAUGAUGAUGUUUGGAGUAGGUUGGUGAUGCAGCUCAGCUCCAUCGUGUCACACUUGAAAGCUCAGGCUGCCGAAACCCUGAAUGACCUCGGCCACUUCUCCACCCUGUGGAACCAGGUUCGGGAGGCGGAGUUUCGCAUCGACGCCACCAUCGGGCCGGUGGAGGAAUCCUUCGCCCUGCUCAACAGACACGAGCUGCUCUACGGUGACGGGAACAGCGAGUGCGUGGACGGCCUGAUGUACGCCUGGAAAAACCUCACUGACCUGGUGGUGCAGACCCAGAACACUCUGGUGCAGAUUCAGCCCAGCAUGAAGACAGACCUGCUGUCUGCAGUGCAGAGCCUCCAGAGCCAGGCUCAGAGCUUCUGCACCGACUACAACCAAAGGGGCCCGGGGGUGGAGGGCGUGGCCCCGGCUGAAGCCAGCGAGCGACUGCAGAGUUUUCAGGCAGAGUUCGAUCAGCUGUGGAGGAAGUACACCACCUGCUCAGGUGGAGAGGAGCUGUUUGGGCUGCCUGUGAACGAGUAUCCUGAGCUGCAGAGGAUCCGGAGGGAGCUCUCCCUGCUGUCCAAACUCUACAGUCUGUACAGCUCGGUCACCGACAGCGUCGCCGGCUACUACGACAUCCUGUGGGCCGACCUCAACAUCGAGAAGAUCAGCGCGGAGCUGCAGGACUUCCAGAACAGGAUCAGGAAGCUCCCAAAGGCCCUGAAGGAGUGGCAGGCCUUCAGAGAUCUGAAGAAAACCAUCGAUGACUUCACAGAGACGUGUCCUCUGCUCUACAUGAUGGCCAACAAGGCGAUGCUGCACAGACACUGGACUCGUCUCAGCGAUGUGACCGGUCACAGCUUCCAGGUGGACUCUGACAGUUUCUGCCUGAGAAACAUUAUAGAGGCUCCGCUGCUGAAACACAGAGAGGGCAACGAGGACGUUUGCAUCAGCGCGGUGAAGGAGCGCGACAUCAAGGCCAAGCUGAAGGACGUGGUGGCCGAGUGGAGCAGCCACACACUCAGCUUCGCCACCUUCAGGAGCAGAGGAGAACUGCUGCUGAAAGGAGCCGAGACCGCAGAGAAAAUCUCCAUGAUGGAGGACAGCCUGAUGGUGCUGACGUCCCUGGUGAGCAACAGAAGGAAUGCUCCCUCCAUCCAGCUGUGGGUUCAGAAACUCUCCAACACCUCAGAGAUCAUCGAGAAGUGGCUGUCGGUUCAAAACCUCUGGAUCUACCUUGAAGCGGUGUUUGUGGGUGGAGACAUCGCCAAGCAGCUGCCUCAGGAAGCCAAACGUUUCCAGAACAUCGACAAAUCGUGGCAGAGGAUCAUGCAGCGAGCGCACGAGAUUCCCAACGUGGUGCAGUGCUGCGUGGGAGAGGAGACGCUCAGCCAGCUGCUCCCUCACCUGCUGGAGCAGUUGGAGCUCUGUCAGAAGUCUCUUUCCGGUUACCUGGAGAAGAAACGCUUGGUGUUCCCUCGGUUUUUUUUCGUGUCCGACCCCGCCCUGCUGGAGAUUCUGGGCCAAGCCUCUGACUCACACACUAUACAGGCUCAUCUGCUCAGUCUGUUCGAUAACGUUAACAGAGUUGUUUUCAAUGAGAAAAUCUACGACCAGAUGAUCAGUUUCCAGUCCCAAAAAGGAGAAACUGUGGAGCUGGGCCAGCCAGUGCUGGCACAGGGGAAUGUGGAGGUGUGGUUAGGAGAGCUGCUAGCUGGGGUGAGGGAAACCCUUCAUGCUAUCAUCCGUCAGGCUUACCAGGCCAUCAGUGACUCCGCCUUUAAGCUACUGGAGUUCCAGUCGGCGUUCCCGGCUCAGAUUGGCCUGCUGGGAAUCCAAAUGAUCUGGACGAGAAACGCAGAAGAAACAGUCGUCCUCAGCAAGUCAGACAAGAAGGUCCAUUAUGAUUUCGGUCUGAGGAACAUUUUGUCGGUUUUGAGGACAUUGGGAGCUGUGAAGCGAUCUAACCCAUCAGAACCAGAGAAGACCAUGGUGAUGAGGGUCCUGAGGGACAUGAACCUCUCCAAACUGGUGGACGAGGACGAGCCUCUGUUUAUGAGUCUGAUCAAUGACCUGUUUCCUGGCAUCGUUCUGGAUAAAGCCGGUUAUCCAGACUUGGAGUCGGCCAUCUUCAGUCAGGCUCAGCAGGCCGGUCUGAUCCCUCACCCGCCCUGGAUCCUCAAACUGGUCCAGCUCUAUGAGACGCAGAGAGUCCGACAUGGUAUGAUGACGCUGGGUCCGAGUGGUGCUGGGAAGACGGAGUGCAUCCACACGCUGAUGAAGGCCAUGUCUGAGUGCGGCUCGCCCCACCGAGAGAUGAGGAUGAACCCCAAAGCCAUCACAGCCUCGCAGAUGUUCGGCAUGCUGGACGUGACCACCAACGACUGGACGGACGGCAUUUUCUCCACACUGUGGAGGAAAACUCUGAAAGGCAAAAAGGGGGAAUACAUCUGGAUUGUGCUGGAUGGUCCGGUGGAUGCCAUCUGGAUCGAGAAUCUGAACUCUGUUUUAGACGACAACAAAACUCUGACGCUGGCGAAUGGCGAUCGAAUCCCCAUGGCUCCCUGCUGCAAGAUUGUCUUUGAGCCCCACAACAUCGACAACGCCUCCCCAGCCACCGUCUCCAGGAACGGGAUGGUGUUCAUGAGCUCGUCAGUGCUCAGCUGGAGGCCCGUCCUGCAGGCCUGGUUACAGAAACUAGCAGAGCAGCAGGCCAGCACUCUGAAACACUGCUUCGACUGCUGCUACCAGGACUUGUUGGACUUUGUCUUCACUGCUGUGUCCCCUAAGAUGCAGGUGCUGGAGUGUAUGUACAUCAAACAGACUAUUGACCUGCUGCAGGGUUUGCUCCCAGCAGCGCAGGACAAACACGGUGGCCAUGAUCAUGUGGGACGCAUGUUUGUCUUUGCAGUCAUGUGGUCUCUGGGUGCACUGCUGGAGCUGGAUGACAGAGCCAAGAUGGAGGCCUUCCUGAAGGGCCACAGCUCAUCUCUGGACCUGCCACCCACUCAGGACGACCAGACCAUCUUUGAGUUCACCGUCAGCGAGCAGGGACACUGGGAGCACUGGUCCAACAAGGUCCCAGAGUAUGUCUACCCCAAAGACCACGUCCCUGACUACUCGUCCAUCCUGGUUCCCAACGUAGACAACGUGAGGACGGACUUCCUGAUGCAGACCAUCAUGAAGCAGAGGAAGGCCGUGCUGCUGAUCGGAGAGCAAGGAACAGCCAAGACCGUCAUGAUUAAAGGCUACACUGGAAAGCUCGACCCAGAGCUCCACCUCAGUAAGACGGUGAACUUCUCUUCGGCCACGCUGCCCGGCAUGUUCCAGAGGACGCUCGAGAGCUACAUCGACAAACGCAUGGGCACCACCUACGGGCCGCCGGCCGGACGCAGGAUGACCGUCUUCAUAGACGACAUCAACAUGCCCGUAAUCAACGAAUGGGGCGACCAGAUAACCAAUGAGAUUGUGCGUCAGCUGAUGGAGCAGGGAGGUUUCUACAGCCUGGAUCGUCCAGGAGAGUUCAUCACUGUGGUGGAUGUUCAGCUGGUGGCAGCCAUGAUUCACCCCGGCGGCGGUCGGAACAACAUCCCUCAGCGUCUGAAGCGUCAGUUCUCCAUCUUUAACUGCACGCUGCCCUCCAACUCCUCCAUCGAUAAGAUCUUUGGCACUGUGGCUCAGGGCUACUUCUGCCCAGAGAGAGGCUUCCCCGGCCCGGUGUGCCAGCUCGCCGCCGUCCUCGUCCCCUCCACCAGGCGGGUGUGGCAGGCCGUGAAGGCAAAGAUGUUACCGUCUCCUGCAAAGUUUCACUACAUCUUCAACCUGCGUGACCUCAGCAGAAUCUGGCAGGGGAUCCUCACGGUGAAGGCAGAGGCGUGUCAGAGCUCUGAGCUCCUCUCGGCUCUCUUCCAUCACGAGUGCUGCAGAGCGAUCGCCGAUCGAUUCGUCGACAGCGGCGACAGACGAGCGUUCGGCAGCAUCGUGGAGGCGGUGUGUGCGCUCUGUCACAGUGGAGGAUCAUGGAGAGCUCUGACUGAGCAUGCUCAGUGGAACAGCUGCUUUGUGGACUUCCUGCGUGAAGCCCCGGAGGCGACGGGGGAUGAACCUGAAGACGCUGAGCUGGAGGCUCCGAAGGUGUACGAGCCAAUCCCAUCGCUGGACCUUCUGGCAGAGCGGCUGUCGGUUUUUCAGCAGCAGUACAACAAGGCGGUGAGAGGCGGAGCCAUGGACCUGGUCUUCUUCAAGGACGCGAUGAUCCACCUCAUGAGGAUCUCACGCAUCCUGAGGACGCCACAAGGAAACGCCCUGCUGGUCGGGGUGGGAGGGUCGGGGAAGCAGAGCCUGACGAGGCUCGCGUCGUUCAUCGCAGGAUACCAAACCUUCCAGAUCACACUGAGCAGGUCGUACAGCAGCAGUCACCUGCUGGAGGAUCUGAAGUCUCUGUAUCGGAUCGCCGGUCAGCGCGGGAAAGGCGUCACCUUCCUGUUCAGCGACAGUGACAUCAAAGAAGAAGCCUUCCUGGAAUACAUGAACAACGUCCUGGCGAGCGGUGAAGUUUCCAACCUGUUUGCUCGAGACGAGCUGGAUGACAUCACUCAGGACCUGAUUCCCGUGAUGAAGCGCCAGCAUCCUCGCCGCCCGCCAACACCCGAGAACCUCUACGACUUUUUCCUGUCCCGCGUGCGGAGCAACCUCCACGUGGUCCUCUGUUUCUCACCUGUCGGGGAGAAGUUUCACUCUCGUGCCUUAAAGUUCCCGGGUCUGAUUUCCAGCUGCACAGUGGACUGGUUCCAGCGUUGGCCUCAGGACGCCCUCAUCGCUGUAUCGCAUCACUUCCUGUCUCAGUACCAGGACCUCCGCUGCUCAGAGGACGCCAAGCAAAGCGCCAGCGUGUUGAGCGGACUGAUCACAUGACCGAGGUGUUCACAGGACCUGGUGGCAGAGAAGUGUGGCGAGUACUUUGAGCGCUUCCGCCGCCAGACGCCAGUGACGCCAAAGUCCUACCUGUCCUUCAUCGACAGCUACAAGCUGGUCUACACGGAGAAGAUCGCUCACGUCGGCACGCUGGCCGAGCGCAUGCAGACAGGUCUGUGUAAACUGAUGGAGGCGGAGCAGUCGGUGUCUCAGCUCUCUGAGGAGCUGCUGGUGAAGGAGAAGGAGCUCGCCGUCACCUCCCAGAGGGCAGACCAGGUCCUGCAGGAGGUCACGGCCAAAGCUCAGGCUGCCGAAAAGGUGAAGCAGCAGGUGCAGAAGGUGAAGGAUAAAGCUCAGCUCAUCGUGGACGAGAUCGAAGCCGAUAAAAUGGCAGCAGAGUCCAAACUGGAGGCUGCGAAACCGGCUCUGCAGGCUGCUGAGGCUGCGCUACAGACCAUCAAACCAGCAGACAUCUCCACGGUGAGGAAGCUGCAGAAGCCUCCUCAUCUCAUCAUGAGGAUCAUGGACGCCGUGCUGCUGCUGUUCCAGAGAAAGGUCGAUGCCGUGACCUCUGACCCCCAACGACCUUGUCCCAGACCGUCGUGGGCCGAGGCGAUGAAGCUGAUGCAGAACUCGGCCUUCCUCAGCAGCCUGCUCAACUUCAGCAAGGACUCCAUCACAGAGGAGGUGGUGGAGCUGCUCGCUCCUUACCUCCACAUGGACGACUACAACAUGGAGACGGCCAAGAGGAUCUGUGGGAACGUGGCGGGGCUCUGCUCCUGGACUCAGGCCAUGGUCGACUUCUUCAGCAUCAACAAGGAGGUUCUUCCUCUGAAGGCUAACCUGGCCAUGCAGGAGGCCCGUCUGCUGGUGGCUCAGGCUGAACUCACUAAGGCUCAGGAACAGCUGGAUGCUAAACAGCUGGAGCUGGACGCGGUGCAGGCGCUUUACGACGCUGCCAUGAAGGAGAAGCAGGACCUGGAGGAUGACGCCCAGGCCUGCCGCCGGAAGAUGGCCAACGCUCGCGCUCUGAUCGACGGCCUGGGAGGAGAAAAGGUCCGUUGGACCGACAGCAGCGCGGGGUUUCAGACUCAGAUCAAACACCUGGUGGGGGACGUCCUUCUGGCCACAGGCUUCCUGUCCUACGCCGGCCCCUUUAACCAGGAGUACCGCAGCCUGCUGCUGACGCUGUGGAGGAAAGAGAUGGAGGAGAAGCUCCUCCCCUUCAGUCCCGAGCUGAACGUGAUUGGUCUGCUGGUGGACAACGCCACAGUGAGCGAGUGGAACCUUCAGGGUUUACCCAGCGACGACCUGUCCAUCCAGAACGGCAUCGUGGUGACGAAGGCAUCCCGCUACCCGCUGCUGAUAGACCCCCAGGGCCAGGGCAAGACCUGGAUCCAGAACAGAGAGCGAGACCAGCAGCUGCAGGUGACGCCUUUGAACCACAAAUACUUCCGCUCCCACCUGGAGGACAGCCUGUCUCUUGGGCGCCUGCUGCUGGAGGACGUUGGUGAACUGGACCCCGUCCUGGACAACAUACUGGACAAAAACUACAUCAAGUCUGGCUCCACUUACAAGGUGAAGGUUGGAGACAAGGAGGUGGAUGUAAUGAAGGGCUUCACGCUCUACAUCACCACCAAGAUGGCCAACCCAGCAUACAGCCCUGAGGUCAGCGCCAAGACGGCCGUGGUGGACUUCACCGUCACUCAGAGAGGCCUGGAGGACCAGCUGCUGGGACGGGUCAUCCUGCUGGAGAAGCAGGAGAUGGAGGCAGAGCGAGUGAAGCUCCUGGAGGAGGUGACGUCCAACAAGAGGAAGAUGCAGGAGCUGGAGGACAGCCUGCUGUUCAGGCUCACCAGCACACAGGGCUCGCUGGUGGAGGACCAGUCUCUGAUCGAGGUGCUGAGCGUCACCAAGAUCACAUCAAAGACUAGAAAAUAUGGCCAAGAGGUUCACGCUCGCAGGCUAUUGGCCAACAGCAUGUUGGAUGGUGGCUGGCUCCUCCUCCAGAACUGCCACCUGGGACUGGACUUCCUGGAUGAGCUGCUGGAGAUGGUCUCAACAGCGGUGGCGGAGAGCGUACACAAAGAUUUCCGAGUGUGGCUGACGACUGACAUGCACCCCAGGUUCCCCAUCACCUUCCUUCAGUCCUCCAUCAAGUUCACCAAUGAACCUCCUCUCGGCAUGAAAGCCGGUCUGAAGAGGACUUUUAAUGGUGUCACUCAGGACCAGCUGGAGAUCAGCAACCUGCCUCAGUGGAAGCCUCUGCUGUACGCUGUGGCCUUCCUCCACACCACCGUGCAGGAGCGUCGUAAGUUCGGUCCGCUCGGCUGGAACAUCCCCUACGAGUUCAACCAGGCAGAUUUUACCUCCAGCAUCCAGUUUGUGCAGAACCACCUGGACAACCUGGACGUGAAGCGAGGUGUGAACUGGAGCUGUCUGCGCUACAUGCUCGAGAGGGAGCACGUCUUUGAGGGGACUCGUCUGGCUCUGGGCGGGCCUCGGAGACAGCGCGGUCCUGCACCUGCUGCCUCACCUGCAUCGGAGCAUUCGCCGCGGAGAGUGGGCGGCACCGGCCAAGCUUCGGCCGCUCGCUCCCUCGCCACUCCGCUCCUCGCUCGCCCGCCGGCUGCUUCACUCUCCAGCCUUUCCACCUCGCCACGGCACAGCGGCUUCACCUCCCAUCUCGACUCAAUGGCGGCUACCGCGCCAGCGGCUCAGCUGUGUACCCUGCCUGCUUCCUCUUCCCAGGGAAAGUGGCGCUCACGCCGCCAUAAUAUGGACCAUUCUGAGCAACUCCCGGUGGUGAAGACAGUUAAGGCUCAGCCUGUCCCUACAACCCCAUCUCAGAUGGCUAGGGCUCUGCCAGCAACCACUCCUCUUCCAUCUCCCAGGACGAGGGCAGCUGUGACCCAGUCUACCUCCACACCCGCUCCUGUUUCUCGGGUGGGGGUGACUGAGGUCCAGCCACCUCCCGUGCCUGUCCCAGCGCCCAGGCUGAGGGCAGCCAGAACCCAGCCUGACCUUCCUAGAGGCGCGGAAGAGCUAGCCUGCUUACCCAUCAGUCCACCACUUCAUCCACCGCCUGAUCCAGCCUUUCACGCACUAGCUCUGUCCCUGCCUCCAGUCCAGUCUGCUCCAGUCCAGUCUGCUCCGGUCCAGUCAGUCCAGCCUGCUCCAGUCCAGUCACCUCUCGUCCAGUCGCCUCUUGUCCAGUCUGCAGUCCAGUCCCCUCCUGUCCAGUCAGUCCAGUUCCCUCCAUCUCCGGUAGCUCAGUCUCCUCCCGUUCUCCAGUCCCCUGUAGCUCAGUCUCCUCCCGUUCUCCAGUCCCCUGUAGCCCAGUGUCCUGUUCCUCAGGCCCCUAUAGCUCAGUCUCCUGUCCUCCAGUCUCGUCCUCUCCAGUCUUCUCCUGUCCCCCAGUCGCCCGUCCUCCAGCCGGUCCAGUCUGUCGUCCAGUCUUCUGUAGUCCAGUCAGUUCAGUCUGUCAUCCAGCAUCCUGUAGUUCGGUCGCCCAUUGUCCAAUCUCCUAAUCAGUCUCUGGCCCAGUCACUCAUCCACCAUCCUGUUCAGUUCCCGGACCUGCAGCCACAGCAUCCAGAGCCAGCUCUUCUGCUUCGCCUGGUCCGGCUUCGCCGUCGCCUGGUCCAGCUUCUGCCUCUGCGUCAGCCUCGCCUGGUCCUGCGGCUGCCACGCCGUCGCCCAAGCCACGUUCUGGACGUCAACGCCGGAGUGGUCGACCACUGGACCCGCUCAGUGGCUGCCGUCGUCUUCCUCGCUCAGCGGCCGCUGCCGUCUUCCUCGCGGCCGCCCACCGGACCCACUCAGCGGCCGCCGGCCACGUGGCCGCCCACCUGA